AGGUUUCCUGCCCGAUUGGAUUGGAUAAUUUGUUACAAUGGCUGAUCAACUUACUGAGGAGCAAAUCGCCGAAUUCAAGGAAGCGUUCUCGCUUUUCGACAAGGACGGUGAUGGCACAAUUACCACCAAGGAGCUUGGAACUGUUAUGCGCUCCCUCGGACAGAACCCGACUGAGGCUGAGCUUCAAGACAUGAUCAACGAAGUAGAUGCGGACGGAAACGGAACCAUCGACUUUCCCGAAUUCUUGACGCUCAUGGCCCGUAAGAUGAAGGAUACCGACUCCGAGGAAGAGAUCCUCGAGGCAUUCAAGGUUUUCGACAAGGAUGGAAAUGGGUUUAUCUCAGCUGCUGAAUUGCGCCACGUCAUGACCAAUCUUGGAGAGAAACUGACUGACGAGGAGGUCGAUGAGAUGAUUCGCGAGGCCGACAUCGACGGUGACGGUCAGAUCAACUAUGAGGAAUUCGUGAAGAUGAUGAUGGCCAAGUAAACUCUGGCUUCGAUGUUAACAAUGGGGAGUUGUCGAUGGUUGUGUUCUCGCCGUUCAGCAACGGGGUGUUGUGCAGCCUAAAUCUACUAACAAUUUAACCGCUCCUAAUAAACGAUGCGUUUAAAGCU
Messenger RNA from Guillardia theta CCMP2712, 615 nucleotides. RefSeq lists its product as hypothetical. NCBI's taxonomy places the organism in Eukaryota, Cryptophyceae, Pyrenomonadales, Geminigeraceae. The record is from RefSeq and is a predicted model, not a curated record. Bases 38 to 487 code for a protein of 149 amino acids. The transcript is spliced from 6 exons. Gene Ontology annotation, molecular function: enzyme regulator activity; calcium ion binding.